Molecule: messenger RNA, 1557 nt
Organism: Aphanomyces invadans
Lineage: Eukaryota; Oomycota; Saprolegniomycetes; Saprolegniales; Verrucalvaceae
Exons: 1
Coding region: 63-1253 (396 amino acids)
Molecular function (GO): oxidoreductase activity, acting on paired donors, with incorporation or reduction of molecular oxygen; heme binding; iron ion binding
Source: RefSeq, a predicted model, not a curated record
CAAGAUGCUAUCCAACACCAAAGAACGACCUGACCCCUCGUCGCACUCGCCAUUCCUCCAUCAUGCACAUGUUGUCAUGCAGCGUAAUGUCGUCCAUGCUCGUGAAUCUGAGCGCAGCGGCGGGGUCCUUCCUGGCUAUCACACUGUUCUUCUGGCUGGUGAACUUCCGCUCGCUGUCGUUGCGAUGGUUCAUCUUUGAGAUCCUGGGUCGGCUCAAGGGGGUUCCAGUCGUGUGGAUCGAAUGUCCGCUGGCAGCGGCGAGGGUCAUGAAGGGCUCGUCCGACAAAGGCGUAUUCCUUGAACGCACCUUCUCGACACCAGCGUGGCUUCCACUGCUCUCGAUAGAGUCCGUGGACGGCCCACAAUGGAGGUCUAUGAAGGCCAACCUGGUCACGUUCAUGCAAUCGCUGCCCCCCAUGGCAGCGCUGCAAAGCAUCACACAGCGCGUUACUCUAGAAUCAAUGGCGACACUGGACUGCGUGAACGCUGAUGCGAUCGCGUCCAUAUCGGUGGCGGCCUUCUUCGAAUGGAUCUUCCAGUUCAAAAUGCCGACGGCACUGCGAGAUUUGGUGACUGCGGCGUCGUGGGAGUGGCGCAAGGAAAUAGCUCUCAAGGGCGUCGGGGACAUGGCUCUCAAACGCAAAGCUGUGGAUGCGAUCGUUCUCGAGAUCUUGGCGGCGCCACACGUGUGCAAUGUGUUUGGGGCGGCGCAGUGGCUUCAGCCCGAGUUCCAUUCGCUACUCCUUCAGCCAUUCCUGAUCUCCCCAGCGAUAAACGUUGCCGACGUUGCCGUGCAAGUGCACCGCCUGACGACCGUCGACCCGACUCACUAUCCUGACACCAUGCAACAAGCAACGAAUCUCAUCCAUCUCGCGAUCGACACGGCCCAUCCGUUCGUGCUCUUUGAGCGCUAUUUACCCGAGGGCCUGCAAGACGACGUCGUCAACAUCGCGCCACGAACCCAUGUCUUUAUGCCUGUGGACGUUAUGAAAACGGACGCGAUCAUUCGGUUCGGCGCGGGGGCUCGCAAAUGCCCCGGGGCGCAUCUAGGCAUGGCGUGCAUGCUCGGGCUCUUUACAAAAGACGUCCUCGGCCAUGCCAAAUUCCAACCCCAUGUCGGCCAUUUGUACUCGGGACGUGACCAGGAUGGCCAGGAAACGAUGUACGAAACCCUCUACCAAGGUCGCCAGGCUCUGCAUGCGAUGCGGGAUGCGCUCCAAGAUCGGCUCGCAAAAUUACGAUGGACGAAGUAAGCCGUACGGCUCUCUUCGUUGUAACUUAUCCAGUGGCGUUAUGAGGUUGUCGAAAACGCUGCCGCCGUCGUUCUCGCCACAAUUACGUGCGAGCUCCCGGGCCGCCCCAAAUCAAACCACUGCUUUGAUCCUGUUCAUAUUGGCUAUGCACCAUGCAUUCCCGGCGCAACAUAUCACGGACCUACCCACCGACACGUGUGCUUGUGUUCGCUUGCAGGCAUGGCGUUUGUCUUGGAUGGUCGAGGAAGUGUACAAAAAGAAUUUUUAUUCCCAUUAUCCGCCAAAAUUGUCUUUUUAUGCAAGA